This is a messenger RNA of Necator americanus (New World hookworm), 435 nucleotides long. RefSeq lists its product as uncharacterized. The transcript has a single exon. Bases 1 to 435 code for a protein of 144 amino acids. The record is from RefSeq and is a predicted model, not a curated record. Lineage: Eukaryota; Metazoa; Nematoda; Chromadorea; Rhabditida; Ancylostomatidae.
AUGAAGAAACAUCAUCGUCGGUGGACAUGGAAAUCGGCCAGUGGCGCGACUCGUGUGGAGAUCGACCGCAUACUCACCAACCGGAGGCGGUGUCUACUUGACGUCUCAGUAGUACCAUCCUUUUGUAGGGGUUCUGAUCACCGUCUCCUUCGUGCGAAAAUACGACUCAGCCACACGAUGGAAAAAAACAUCUGCUAUCGGCAACGAAAGAGAAAAGAAGUCGUCUACGACGAUUGCGUACUAGAGGACUCCUUGCCCCAAGGUGACUGGCACAUCGAGGAGGACCCAAACGUGGACUACGAGAUGCUAGUCAGAGGAUUACGAGCCUGUGCUGAGCAUGCCUCGAAGCCGCGCACGACAAACAUGGAUCGAAUUUCGAAGACCACCAAGGAAUUGUUGGAAAGAAGAACGACUUUGAGGCUUGAUCCACAUUGA